Penaeus vannamei (Pacific white shrimp) is the source of this 7065-nucleotide messenger RNA. The record is from RefSeq and is a predicted model, not a curated record. Lineage: Eukaryota; Metazoa; Arthropoda; Malacostraca; Decapoda; Penaeidae.
AUGGUGGGUGACUGCAAGAGAAUACCUUCUCAGUUCACGCAGCUGAUGACAUCAGUUGCAAUAGAGUCGGUGGAUGCAGCAAGGCGUAUAAUAACGAGCUGUUGUGAGAUGAGUCCCUUACAGUGGUCAACCCAUUCCUUUGCUUCAUUGGCGCUUCUACUGUUGUCCCUUGGUUACUUCUGCGAUUCUGCCAGUUCCAGAGGAGACACAGCCUCGCUCCUCCCACGCGAGAAUGGGAGAGGAAUACAUGGUGAGGACGAGACGUCUUUUGCAGGGAGAAAUAUACAAAACGAAAAUGAAGAAAGUGUUGAGACCGAGGUCUUAGAGCCACGGGAGGGAAGGAAGCGCCCUUAUGUUCCCCUCAAUAGCCUUACGUUCAUGACAGCUAACAGCCAUGUGAGCACCAUUGACUGGUCAUCCACUGAUCCCAGUCAGAUCCGGCAGUACAUAGCAGGCAGUAAGCUGGCUGGUGUGCCUCAAAGAUCCACCACAAGGCCUGCCUCACAAAAUAAACUUACCACUUCCACACUGCCCCCAUUCCCUCUAAUUCACAAGAGUACAACCAAGAGAUCCACUCCUUCAACUAAAAUCCCUUUUCUUUUAACAACCAAGAGACCCACCUUGCCAACAACAGUUAAAAAUGCUUCCUCAACAUCUGGACCCUUUACCACACCUAGGACACCCACUACACCAACAACUAUGAGACCUACAGCCUCAGCAGUUACAAGUUCAACAGUAUCAAAAAUGCCUACAGCAUCGACAACAAGAAGACUUGUAUCAAUAACUGGAAGACCAGUUGAACUGGCCACAGGACCCAUACCAUCUACAAGUUCACUUAUAACCUGGAAACCGAGCUCUCUAGCAAUUAGCGAUACUUCUGCGGUCACAGCUACGAGUUCCAUUAUAACUUGGAGACCAAGUUCUCUGGCAAACACUAACACUUAUGCUGUGACAACAGAGGGAACUUCAGAUAACCCUAUAACUUCUACCACAGAAUUAACCACAAUAGAAUCAACUUUCUUUACUCAGUGGUUAACAGAUAAUGGUAACUCACCGACAACAGGAUUCACACCCACAGGGGAAAAGACUCCGCCUCCACCAACUGAACUGCCUCCCCCACUGGAUUCCAUUAAGCCACCCUUGCUUUCAACAUGGCGACCAACAUUUAGACCAAUACCUGACUAUGUCGAGGUGACUUCUCAACCACCAACUCAGGCCAUGUUAUCUAGCACAACUGAAUUGCCAGUAAACAAACUAAAUUCAAAUGCUUCAAACGAAAAUUCUCCAGUUUUUAACUCAAAUAUUAAUUAUCCUACCUCUGCUCCUGCAAUUCAGGAAUCCCAUUCACCAACAGGAACAUCCACAGCAUUAUUAGUACAGAAUACUACAAUUCCUAACUAUGUCAAAGUGACUACUCAAGCAUCUACAACCCAGUCAACCAGUACAACCACCCAGGUACCAGUAAACCAAGUAAAUCCAAGUGCUGCCACUGAGAAAUCUCCAUUCCUCAGCUGGAACAUUAACUUUUAUUCUACUUCUGGUCCUGUGGUUCUGGAAUCUUAUUCACCAAAAGUUAGAACAACUACCUCCUCAGCUCCACUGCUAAGGAUAACUCGGACCUCAACUAUUUCACCACAGGUUGUUACAAGUCAGCCAGGUCAGAAACCAAGCAAUGCUGGCCAAACACCAGCACAUCAAAAUAAUUUUAACUCUCAUUCUAUGGAAGGUCAAGGUAUUAAGCCUGUAAAACAUACUAGGCCACCUUCAGAACAAAAUUAUGAGACAGAGCAUGAGCCUCUUAGUCCCUGGCAGUACCUCGAUUCAAGUCCACAGCCAACUGAUAGCUACACUACUAGGCCCCAACCAGUUGUUACAAAUAAUUUCAUAUCAGACAAUGAUCAGAAGUUAAUACAUGAAGCACUUAAUAGGUUCCAGACACAUUUUAGCUCUGCCACAGAUACAAGCACUACAUGGCAGGAACACAUACAAGACACAGAUCUUCCACAAAUACCCACAAUAGAGGAGCCUGGUGCAAUAGGCCUGGCUCCUCAACAACCAUUGUGGACAACUACACAGCAGCUGGAUGAUAACAAGACAUCCAGCAUCUUUCAUGAUGACAUGGUGUGGUAUUUUGAUUCCAGCAAUGAGCAUAACCCCAAUGUUUCUUGGAUCACUAAUCCAAGACCUCAAGUGCCACACAACUUCCCAUUAUCUACUGAAGUCAAACCAAGAGAUCCAGCCACUACACCGGAUCCAGCCCUCUUUGAGAUAAUCAGUGGUUCUUCUGGUGAACAUCCAGAAAAAUUAUCUUAUAAUACAGAUCAGAGCCACUUUACCUCUAAGCCCACCCAAGGACCCACUCAUUCCACAUCCAAACAAGACUUGUUUACAAUAUCCAAUGAUAAAUCACAUCCUACUCGAGCAUCUAUUCUACGCCCACUGGUCAGUCCAGAAGUGCAAGUUGACACUCACACAGAACUGUUCAAGGUUUCUCAACCUGAGGUGCCAGUUUCCUCCCUUGCAGCUCCUCUUCCUACAGUGGAUGGUAACAACGAUUACGACUUUGAUUACGCCGUGUAUGAGGAUGAUCUGAGUGAGUACUAUGCUGCCUAUGGAUACUUACUGGGGGUCGAGCAUGAGGAAGACAGACAGAAUAUACCCGACAAACUUCCAACCUUUGAUCUUGACAAAAACAGCCCUUCCAUCCUAGAGACCCUAACUUGGCCUUAUACCACCAUUCCUACCACUAAAAGGCCUUUAGACUCAGACUCAGCUUAUUCCCAGUUCCCUGCUGUUGAAAAUAAGUACCCUAUAAAUUCCCAUGACUCGUCAGAAACUAAGUAUACACCUCAUUUAAUCAGUUCUUCGAAUAAAGAAAACAUAUCUCCUGUUUCUUCUUUAGGAACUUUAACAAAUGAAUCUAAUUUUACUACUGCAUCACCUAUUUAUACAUAUUCAUCUCUUAUACCUGCCUAUCCUCAAUCUCAGUCUUUAGCUGCAUCUAUUCCACUUUCUGUAAAUGAAAGUGAUUAUGCUAAUUUUCUUACUGAAAAUGGUAACAUAUAUCCUGACUAUAAUGACGUUUACUACUAUAGUUAUGAAGAUACGCCAAUAGUCAAUGAUUUCCAGUCUUCACUUCAUGUUGGAGAUUCUCUUAAAGUAGGUGAUUCAUCCAUCAGCAGGCCAAUAGGCAGUGGACAUCAGGAAAAUUUGAAUGUACACCCUUUACCUCAUUCAGACCUUCCAGCUUCCCAAGUCGAUACUUCAAAGUUUGAUGAAAUUCGCUUCCAAGCAAACAAUAAUCCACACAAUUUAAACGUACACAAUGUGGGAUUCCUUGACACAUCAUACAUCCCUAAGGUUAUCAAGACAACCACAACAACUCGACGACCUCCUGUUCUAUAUGCUCCUGCUGACAGAGAAUCACAACAAUCUCAUAAUGGUUCCCCAACUAAGGAUUUAGACACUUUUGUUGCACUUAAUCCUCUAAAGCCUACUGUAGCUGUUAUAGAACGGGAGAGCUUUCAAGAAUCUAAAGACACUGAGAUCAAUUCUUCAUUUAGUACCAGUAAACCUCCAACAUUAUCGCAGGAUACUUCACACAACUAUGUCCAUUAUGGACACAUUUCACAAAACACAAAUUUACGUUCAUCUAGUUAUAAAAUUACUGAAGAUAAUAUGUAUCACCUCUUUUCAAGUCCAUUCUUUGUAAAGGAUGAUAAGAAGAGUAGUUUUUCAGUAUAUGAAUCUAUUGUAAAAAAUAAAGUUGAAAGUGAAUUUCCUCCUCAUGAGUUGACAAAUCUGCAUGAACAACAUUCAUCAUCACACCUAGAAAAUAGGCCGAACUAUAACACACCAACAAAUACUAACUUCCACCCAGUCACUCAUUCAGGCCAAUUACCAGAAGCAGAUGUAGCUUCAUCUGAUUCGCAAGGGUAUUUCAGUCCUCCAAACAUAAACUUGUCACCUCCCAAUAUCCUUUUUCACACCUCUCCUAACAAUAAUGUUACUCCUGUACAUGUAAAGAAUACAACUCACAAUACCAGACCUUUCUUACUUCAACCACACAGCUCUCUCCCCAAUCCUUUAUAUAAUUUCCAGCCCUUUAGUAGAAAUCAGACUUAUGAUACUUCCAUUAAGAGAAUAGGUCUGAGGCCUGCAACUCAGAAACAUGGAUCUCAGCCUCCUGAUAGUGCACCAUCAUUAAAUAAUUACCAAGACGAAAUUCAUUCGUCUCCUGUACAUUCAUUUAAUUCUGAUAUUUCUCUGUCCAGUACUGCAUCCCAGAAAGAUCAUGCAAUUACAGUAACUGAGCACCAUGUGCAGUUUACUGAAGUUGGCUCUGAUUCUACUUCUGUAUUAACUGUCUCAGACCCCACGACAUUUCUGCCACAGCCUGACGACUUUUCUAUCAAAUUUGCAGAGUCAGAAAGUAAUCUUGGCCAAAGUGAUGGUGUUCAUCAGCAUCAUCAGUCUUCAGGUAAUCAUAGCCACCACAACAAUCAGCAAAACCACCAUCCUUCCGUACAGGUAAAGAUAUGGAAAAUGGUUGAUGGGCAGCUCAGACUUGUGGAGGAACAAUCGGUGCCGUCUGAAAUGUUCGAUAACUCGGGAUUAUCAAAUGGUGCCGUAGUCAACCCUCAGGAUGUACCAUCUGACGUGCUCUCAAUGGUGGCUACCAGGAUGGAGAAUCCCAGUCUUCUUUUCUCUCUUUUGAAUUACACUACAAGAAAAAGGCGCUCCUUGCCCAGCAAACGUGAAGAUACAGGAAAUACUGAAGCGGAUUUGGGCAAAACAGAAUUAAAGAAAAACAAAUCUGAGACUCCUUUGCGCCACAGAACUACAAUUUCCAUCAACUCUGCACAUACACCAUUACAUGAUCAGCCAGAUAACGAUGUAGAGAGGGUAAACAAGAAAAUUAAUGAAAAUACAAUGAUCAUUGAAAAGAUGCUAGAUAGAAAACCAACAGGAGGUUCAAGCAAUUACAGAAGAAAGGAAAGAAGUAGAAGACCAGCAAUAUCUCCUGAUGAGAAAACCGAAAGCAUAACACAGUAUUUAGUGAAAACUUCUAAACUUAAUGAUGAGAGUAGCCAAAGUGACUCUCCUGUCAUCCACUUGGUUAUCCCGAACUUGAAAGAACAACCAAGCUUCAAUACUCUAUUACAGAGGCUUGCAACUCAGUCUCAACAAGAUUUAAUUACCAGACAAUCCCAGACAAAUAAUCGAGAAUCCUUUUCUAGAAAUGAAACAGCAGCAAGUUUAGCGUUUGCGCAAGAACAUCAGGUAAAAUUACAAAAUAAUCAUGAGAUUUAUCCAACUCCAUCACACCCAAUACCUGCGUUUGGUGGUGUGGGUAGCGACAAUUUUCCCUUUACUCCACCUCCUAUUGCCAUCCAAAGUGUCCCUUCAAAAGGUUUGCUUCCCCAGGCCUCAAAACCUGAUGUUAUGCCUGAAAUUAAACAUUUUGGUGGCGUAGGUAAUCGAAACCAUACGAAUCUGCCACUUAAUAUUGGAACCUCUUUAGAUGAAAAUAAUCUUGGCUACCUGCAUGUCCUCUCACGUUUAGCUAAUCAGAUUCAAAGUUCCAAUGUUCAGAAUCCUAGCCUGCAAGGUAUUCUUGGAGAUAUCACAAAAAAUUCUCCAGGAGUCCAAGCUUCUAGAGGAGUUGUGGGGUAUAGCGCAGCUGGAACACUACUCAACAGUGGUGCAAGUACUCAAGGAAAUGGUUUCUCCCAGCUGCUUCAAGAGCCAUCUUUUCCAGGAGAACAUCGAGGGUCUGUCCUGGAGCUGCUACCUUCUGACCUUCCACAUGUCAAUCCCCUACUUCCCCCAGAUAAGCCUCUUGAUCACCCUGUGCCCUUGAGAGAUGUGCUUGGCUCUCUUCCAUCCUCAAGCACAUUGCACAGAGAACAACUUCGUAAAAAACUUGCCACUAUCACUGGAACCAACACUUUUUCCGGACACCUUGGCAAUGAGGGAUUCUUGAACCAGAAUAAUCAUGCAGUGCAGAAUUCUGUUUUAGGGAACCAAGGACAACAAUCAACUUUCAACCAAUUUACUUCAGAUUCUCAAAUACCCCAUCCUGGUGCAUUAGCUUCCUCAGUACAACCUGGUCCUUUUAAUAGUCCCAACCUGACCCCCUCAUUGCUAACUAAUGCAUUCAUAAAUUCAAGACCAAGCAAUUCUUUCUUUCUUCCAAGUCAGCAAAAUAGUCCAACUGCUUUCUUUAGUCAACAGUCCGUCUCUCUAGGUUACCCACAGCCAGGUAAUCAAAAUUUGCGACUUCCAGAUGGCUCUAUUAGUUCUGGCCAACAAAUGGCAUCACCAGCUAGCUACCAACAAACAACAUUUAAUCGUGCUGAUGUCUUAUCAAUCAUCGAUCGUUUGCAGUCCCAGGGUUCAGUUCCCAAUGACCAGUCUGUUCUAGACUUCAGUCAGCCCAAUGUAGCAUCCUCUUUGCCAUUACAGCAGCCUGCUGAUCUCUCGCCAUUUGAUCCUAGCCUUCCGUAUCUUCCUUUUCAAGAUGCUCCAAGCUUCAGUGACAGUCCCUUGAUCCCUUCUUUAACUGGAGGCACACUUAAUCCAUCACCUGCAACAGUUACAUCCUCAAAUGUCCAAGGAUGCACUCAGAGCACACUAUGUUCCUUGGGCCUUGCUUCCCUGGUAGCACUAGGAAUAUCUAAUGCCUUGGCUCUGCCUUUCAUCACGCCACUUUUCGUGGGUCGACGACGCCGUAGGCUGGAUCUCGCUAGAAAUUUCACUGGUCAAGAAGAGAGCCUUAUAGAGAAUGAUGAUAUCCUUAGAGAGCUACUAGCAAUGGCAGCUGGUGCUAAUCCAGGUUUCAGAGACAUCCUCACUGCUGCUAUUGCAUUUCAUGUAGAUAAAGCUCAACAAGAGACAAGUGCAGAAGACCACAUCAUCUUGAAUGCAAAAGCAAAAGAAUACAUGCAGCUUUUAGCGUCUUUAAGAGAAGACCAAGUAUCAUUUCUGAUUCAGCAUGCCUUAGAUACGAUAAGUGGUAGGAAGCAGCCGCAAGCAGACUACAACACACCAGCACAGACGUAG